AUGAAAGAAGUGGUAUCACCUAAGUCAGAUGCUGCAAGCUUAGCUACGAGUAAUGGAGAUGGUAGUAUUGUAACUCCGAAAAGUGGACAAGGUAGUCCGAAUAUGCUUAAAAUUUCGACCAUAAAUAACGAUAUUCGGAUCGGAAGAUCUCCCAGUAUAAAGAAUAAUGGAUUGGCUAGUUCAUUAUCUAAUGUUAGGAACAAUAGGUCUCCAAAUCAUAGUAGACAUGGGUCAAUUGCUGGUGAUGAUACCGAUAAGCUCGGACCGAACCAACUAGAAGGUUCUACCAACUUGCGCAAAUUGAGCAACGAACAGAUCAUCGAUCUUAUGGAAAAAGAGCAGGAUGGGAUUGUAGUAAAGCUUAUGAAGGACAUAAAUACGUUAAAACAAGAACUCCAUCAGUGGAAAACCGGCGUAAUGCCGGCACAACUCAGAUCGCCAUCAUUCGACCACAGGCUGUCUGUAGUAUCCAGUACAUCUUCGGUUGAUUCUGUGGAACGUGAGAGGAGCCGUAGAAGAUCUUCUAACGAAGCACCACCGGCAGGAUCUUUUUUUGACAAUGGGCAUUUGAUCUGUGAAAAUAAUAGGUUGAAGCAAGAAAACGAUCUCUUGAGACAAAAACUCAACGAGUUGAAUAAGCUAAAUAAGUAG
Messenger RNA from Debaryomyces tyrocola, 651 nucleotides. The record is from the annotation of a GenBank genome assembly. NCBI's taxonomy places the organism in Eukaryota, Fungi, Ascomycota, Pichiomycetes, Serinales, Debaryomycetaceae.